CGACAUUGGGGCCUCGCGACAUGAGGGCCCUUGCGAUAGGAGACCCCUGCGACACCGGGCCCUCCGUGACACCGGGCCCUCCAUGACACCGAGCCACCCGUGACACCGGGCCCUCCCCGACACCGGGCCCUCCCCGACACGGGUGGCCGGUCCCUCCCGCUGCCCGAAUGGCCGCGCUGCACCAGCAGAGGUUUAAUCCCUUUUGUCCCCUCUGGCGGGGCCUCAUUGCGUGGAAUGUGUGCUCUGGUGUCAGGGAAUGGGAUGUAAAUCCCUCAGGUUAAUACGUGUUCUGUAUUUUCCAUCCCUCCGGAGCUGCAGCAGCGUGUCCCGGAGCUGUUGCAGGGAAUGUGUCGGUCGUUCGGUAUCCAUGAAGGUGAUGGAAGCCUGAGUGGAGAUCACAGAAUUGUAAAAUAUCCAGAGCUGGAAGGGACCGUCCAGUCCAACUCCUGGCCCUGCACAGGACAAGCCCGAAAUCCUACCCUGUGCCUGAGUGCGUUCUCCAAAUGCUCCUUGAGCUGUCAGGCUCCGUGCCCUGACCACUGCCCUGGGGAGCCAUAAAUUUGCAUGCAUUCCCUCCCUGCUUAGUCAGGAAAACCCAGCUGUGUUGAAAUCCCGUUCCUCGCAGGAAGCAAAACGCCUGCGGUGCAAGUGAAAGCAAAACACAGACCUGAACUUGACACAUUCCCCUCCCAGCCUCAGCUGAGAUCACCAUCGUGUCCAGCCAGUUCUUCCUUCCUUCCUUCCUUCCCUCCCUCCGUGACCUUCCCUAGGUCACCCGAUCCCAACAGCAGUUUGCCCUCUCUAUGGAUCAAGGACAAUACAUUCCACUUGAAAACAUUCUGGACUUGAAAAAUUAAGUAUUUUAGAAUCUUAUUAUUGCUGUCGAGCAGAAACUUUUAUUUCCCAGCUCAGUGGUUGCCUAAUCCUGUCAUUACCACUUGGAGAACUCCCUCUUCUCCAUCACCUUUAACCCCCAAAGUGGUUUUUUGAACAGAUCUUUGGUGUCUGGUCAGAACACCGAGCCCUUCUUGGUACAGUGCGUGCUUCUUUGGGCUCCGGGCAUCGGCUUUUAAGGGUUCCUGUCACACGGCUGUCAAAGAACUGUCAGAAACGAGUGCGUUUCAUGCAGAAAAUCACCAUUUUAACGUGUGUCCCCAGAUGUACCCACCACCUCUGCAGGCAGACACGGGCAUGGAGAGGGAGUGGGUAUCUCAAAGACUGACAGCGAGGGAAACUGAGGCAGGGAGGGGAAGAGCAGCGGUGCCGAGGCAGCCUUAAGGCAGGCGGGCGGCGGAGCCGCUGCGCUGUCGCAGGGCGCUUGUGCCGCUUUAAGGCGGUGCCGGCGCUCCGGGCUCGGCAGGCACCGGGAAGAGGAACUGGGCUUUGCACUGCCGGGUCGGGGCGAGCUCCGCUGUCCCCGCUGCCCUCCCGCCGCCCCUCCGCGCUCGCUGCCGGGGAGGGAUGGGGCGGGCACGGAGAGGACGCGCUGGGGGCCAGGACGGGUCCCUGCAUCCCCCCCGGCUGCCCCUCCGCUCCCCCGUGCACCCCCCGGCCGCUCCUUCCUCCUCCUUCCUCCUGCUGCAAAGGGAUGCGCUCGGCAGGGCUGCCCGCUGCCUCGGUGCCUGCUUGAAAUAGAGGCACCCCCUUUGCUUGGAGAGCCCCCCAGCCCUGCUCUGAGCCCCCUAUCCCCUGCCCCGAGCCCCCAUCUGCUUCUGGGAGGCCCCAUCGCCUGCUCCAAGCCCCAUCCCCUUCCUCAAGCUCUUCAGUCCCUUUCUCACCCCCCUAUCUCCUUCCUCAAGCCCUCUUCCCCUGCUCCAAGCCCCAUCCCCUUCCUCAAGCUCCUCAUCCCUUUCUCAAGCCCCUUUGCCCUUCCCUGAGCCCCCUUCCCCUGCUCUAAGCCCCAUCCCCUUCCUCAGGCUCCCCAGUCCCUUUCUCAACCCCCUUAUCCCUUUCCUCGAGCCCCCUUCCCCUGCUCCAAGCCCCAUCCCCUUCCCUGAAUCCCCUUACUCUGAGCCCCCAUCCCCUUGUUCAAGUCCCCCAUCCCUUUCCUUGAGCCCCCAUUCCCUGCCCCAAACCCCCAUCCCCUACCCUGGCCCUGCUUCCCUGAGCCUCCCAUUCCCUCCCCUGAGUCCCCUGCCCCAAAUCCCCCAGAUCCCCCCUCCCCAAAUUCCUCUCCAGGAUGAUUUUGCUGAGCUGUUUCCUGCACCUGCGGCCCCGGCGGGGCUGCGGCGCCUUGGCCGGGCUGGGCCGGAGGCUGGGCCCCUCAGCCGGGUCCCGCCGGGCCCUGCGGGUGCUGGUGGACAUGGACGGGGUGCUGGCCGACUUCGAGGGAGGCUUCCUGAAGAAAUUCAGGGCCAGGUACCCCGACAAGCCCUACAUUGCCCUGGAGGACCGGAGGGGCUUCUGGGUGUCGGAGCAGUACGGGCGCCUGGGACCCGAGCUGAGUGAAAAAGCCAUCAGCAUCUGGGAAUCCAAGAACUUCUUCAUUGAGCUGGACCCACUCCCUGGGGCUGUGGAAGCUGUGAAGCAAAUGGCAAAUUUGGCAGACACUGAUGUGUUCAUCUGCACGAGCCCAAUCAAGAAGUACCGGUACUGCCCUUAUGAGAAGUAUGCCUGGGUUGAGAAGCACUUUGGCCCAGAAUUUCUUGAGCAGAUUGUUUUGACACGAGAUAAGACGGUGGUUUCUGCUGAUCUGCUUAUAGAUGACAGACCUGAUAUAACAGGGGCAGAGCAGAACCCCAGCUGGGAGCACGUGCUCUUCACUGCCUGCCACAACAAGCACCUGCAGCUGAAGCCCCCCAGCCGCCGGCUGCACUCCUGGGCUGAUGACUGGAAGGCCAUUCUGGACAGCAAACGCCUCCCACCCGGCCAGGCCACCUAAACACCAGCCCCCAGGGCCACCUGGGGCUGCAGCCACCUGCCUGUGUCCCUGUGGAGUCCUGCUGAAGGCCACAACCACGGAUGGACAGACAGACAGAGGCUGUCCCUGCUGCACAGAGGAAGAGGAGGGUGAGCUGAAGCGCCACAGUCACCUGGACUUGAAAAACAGACCCCAGCCCAGCCCAGCCCAGGAUUGUGCCUGUGGACCCAACAGCCUGGCUGAGGGGGCAUUGCCCUCUGUGCUGCAUCUGCACCCCCACAGGGCCAGCCUGGUGUUCCUGAUGGACAAGGUCACCCUCAGGGUGUCACUGCCCUUGCCUGGGGCCCUGCAAGGCACAGACCAGCUCUGCACCUCCCCUCCACGGCAUGGCCAGGGAUCAUGUGCUUUGUUUAGCUCUUGUUUAGCAAGGUUUCAUCCCAAGGGGCUGCCUCAGGAGAUCUUUCCCCCUGGCAGUGCCUGGGUCUGGGGAGAGGGGUGGCUGGAAGGGCAGGGAGAGCAGGCAGGGGCUGUCCAGGCUCCCUGCACUGGGAAUUGUCACAAGCACAUCCGUGGAUGAUGUCUGCAGUUCUCACAUACUGCAAGGGAAGAUGUUGGGGGGAUGUUGCUGUUAAAGUCUGGGGAGCUGUGCAGGUUUCAGCCAGGGUAGAGUUAAUUUUCUUCACAGAAAAUAGAGCCCCAUACAAGCUGCUGUGAAAAAAAUUAACUCUACCCUGGCCAAAAGCAGCACAGGAGCCCGUGAGAGGUGCCCAGGGUGGUUUGUUCUGCAGCUCCACCAUGUCCCAGCUCUGGAUGUCUGGGGACAGAGUGUGCUGCCAGCCCCACUCCCCUGGCUCUCAGCCCCUGCAGAGGUGUUCAGUGCCUGGCUGGUGCAAAGGGAUCACAGCUGGAGCAGCCCCCUCUGCCAGGGGACAGUGCAGGGGCUGCUGAGCUCUGGGAGCAGCCAGCUCUGCUGGGAAGCUGCAGUUGGCCCCCAAAAAGGAAGGGUUUAGACCAAGGGGCAGCUCCAAGAGGGUUGGUUUUGGCAUAGCUGUGCCCACAGCCUCUUCCUCCCUUGUUUGUCUCAUUUUUGCUUCUCUGAGCCUGCAGCAGUCCAGUCUUGAACUUCAGCCACCUGUCUGGCAGGAGAAAGCUGCUGCUGCUGCUGCUGCUGCUGGCCUCAGAGAGACAUCCCAGCUGCUGGGAGAGCCUGGCAUCCCCUCCCUGCCUGUGGCACUGCCACAGGGCAGCCACAGCCUGGCUGUCCCCAGCGGGAGCUGCUGCUGAGCCACCCCAGGCAGAGCCCCAGGGAUGACACCACAGAGGCCAUUGGCCCCCACUGCUGUGUGUCCCCACGCUGUCCAGGAUCCCACUGCCCUCCUGGCCCAAGGACUUGCUGGCUGCAGCAGUAAAAUUCCCCCACUUGGACACUUAACCCCCCAGGCAGAGGUGGUGGCCAGGGCUUGGCUGGGAUUUGCCACCCUGAACCCCGUGCUCACACCUUUGCUUUGUCUCUCUCCUCUCCUGUGGACCCCAUCAACAAAUGGACACGAACUUGAAGCUACAUAACCAACAAAUAAUGUAAUUCAGCAGUGGCAGCCAGACCCCUCCUGUACCCAGGAGCUGGAGGGGUUCUGGAGUUGGUGCUUUGGAACCUGUGCCUUCCCUGGGUGCUGCAGGGCCAGGGAUGGGGCCUCUCUUCACUUGGGGCUUGCCCUGUUUAGAAAGUCAGCAUGGUUGGCCCAGGGCAGUAGGACUUACAUACC
Messenger RNA from Agelaius phoeniceus (red-winged blackbird), 4623 nucleotides. It is a transcript of the gene NT5M, whose product is annotated as 5',3'-nucleotidase, mitochondrial. Lineage: Eukaryota; Metazoa; Chordata; Aves; Passeriformes; Icteridae. Gene Ontology annotation, cellular component: mitochondrion. Gene Ontology annotation, biological process: pyrimidine deoxyribonucleotide catabolic process. Gene Ontology annotation, molecular function: 5'-nucleotidase activity. The record is from RefSeq and is a predicted model, not a curated record.